Vicia faba (fava bean) is the source of this 1095-nucleotide messenger RNA. The record is from the annotation of a GenBank genome assembly. NCBI's taxonomy places the organism in Eukaryota, Viridiplantae, Streptophyta, Magnoliopsida, Fabales, Fabaceae.
AUGUUAACUUGCGCCCAAACAUGGCCAGAACCUAUUGUUCGAGUCCAAUCCUUAGCCGAAAGUGGCCUUAACUCAAUUCCAUCAUGCUACAUCAAACCAACUUCUCAAAGACCAUCUAAAACCACUCUUACCUCUCGAAUCGAUCGUAUCGAUAUCAACAUACCUUUGAUUGAUCUUGAGCACGUGUUCAGUGAGGAUCAGGUCCUCAGAGAAACAGUGCUCAAGAACGUCUCGGAGGCGUGUAGAGAGUGGGGUUUUUUCCAAGUCGUGAACCAUGGGAUUGACCAUGAGUUGAUGAAGAGUGCUAAGGAAGUGUGGCGUGAGUUCUUUAACCUUCCACUUGAAGUGAAAGAAGAGUUUGCUAACUCUCCUAGUACUUAUGAGGGUUAUGGUAGUAGGUUGGGAGUGAAAAAAGGUGCUAUUUUGGAUUGGAGUGACUAUUUUUUUCUUCAUUAUAUGCCUCCUUCUCUUAGGAAUCAAGCUAAGUGGCCUGCACUUCCAUCAUCCUUGAGGAAAGUGAUUAAUGAAUAUAGUGAAGAAGUGGUUAAGCUAGGAGGAAGAAUAUUGGAGUUAAUGUCAACAAAUCUUGGUUUGAAAGAAGAUUUUCUUAUGAAUGCAUUUGGAGGAGAGAAUGAGCUUGGUGCUUGCUUAAGGGUUAAUUUUUAUCCAAAGUGUCCACAACCUGAUCUUACUUUAGGGUUGUCUUCUCACUCAGAUCCUGGUGGUAUGACUAUUCUCCUACCUGAUGAUUUUGUGUCUGGACUUCAAGUAAGAAAAGAAAAUGAUUGGAUCACUGUUAAGCCUGUCCCUAAUGCUUUUAUCAUCAACAUUGGUGACCAAAUUCAGGUAAUGAGCAAUGCAAUAUACAAGAGUGUAGAACACAGGGUGAUAGUGAAUCCAAUACAAGAUCGUGUCUCAUUGGCAAUGUUUUACAAUCCAAAAAGUGACUUGCUCAUUCAACCUGCUAAGGAGCUUGUGACAGAAGAAAAGCCAGCCCUUUAUCCACCAAUGACCUAUGAUGAAUACAGACUUUAUAUUAGGAUGAAAGGACCUUGUGGAAAAGCUCAAGUUGAAUCUUUGGCUUCAGAAAUGUAA